This is a messenger RNA of Strigops habroptila (Kakapo), 1832 nucleotides long. Its product is annotated as signal-induced proliferation-associated protein 1-like. Bases 75 to 1286 code for a protein of 403 amino acids. Gene Ontology annotation, cellular component: Golgi apparatus; plasma membrane; cytoplasm. Gene Ontology annotation, biological process: establishment of epithelial cell polarity; epithelial cell morphogenesis; activation of GTPase activity. NCBI's taxonomy places the organism in Eukaryota, Metazoa, Chordata, Aves, Psittaciformes, Psittacidae. Gene Ontology annotation, molecular function: GTPase activator activity; protein binding. The transcript has 9 exons. The record is from RefSeq and is a predicted model, not a curated record.
UCACCCGUGGGUCAGUGCUGUGUUGCCCAUGGGUGUCAGAGCUGUGUCACCCGUGGGUCAGAGCUGUGUUGCCCAUGGGUGUCAGAGCUGUGUCACCCGUGGGUCAGAGCUGUGUCACCCAUGGGUGUCAGAGCUGUGUCACCCACGGGUGUCAGAGCUGUGUCACCCGUGGGUCAGAGCUGUGUCACCCAUGCUCAGUGCCCCCCGCUCAGCGCCCCCGUGCCGGUGUCCCGCAGGCGGUGACGCGCGGGUGCGAGGCGCGGGAGCUGGCGCUGCCGCGGGGCGCCGGGGGGCACCCGGGCUUCUCGGUGGACGCCGCGGGGGUGGUGACCGCCGUCACCCGCUUCUCCUUCGCCGAGACGGCGGGGCUGCGGCCCGGCGCCCGCCUGCUGCGCGUGGCCCAGCACCCGCUGCCCGCGCUGCCCCCCCGCCGCCUGCGCGCCCUCCUGCGCCGCCCCAAGGCCCCCCUCACCCUCCUGCCCCCCGACCGCGACGGACGGCCCCGACGGAGCUUCUCGGAGCUGUACGCGCUGUCGCUGGAGCAGGGCCGGGGAACGGGGGGGGGGCCCCGGGGGGGCGCUCGGGGACACAGCGACUCGGGGGGCAGCGGCGGCAGCAGCGGGGGGGGGCAGGCGGGGCCCCCCCCGGCGGGGCUGCGUCCCGACACCCUGCGGCUGCUGCGCUCGCUGGCGCUGGCCGAGGACAGCCCCCCCCCCAGCGACCGGCCCCCCAGCCCGCAGCCCCUGGCUGACUCCACCCCCGACCUGCUGCUGCCGCACCACAGCCCCUCCCCCCCCCGUGACACGGGAGCCCCCCCGGAUGCCGGUGGCCCCGUGACCCCCCCUGAGCCUGGACCCCCCCGUGUCCCCUCGCUGCGGCACUCGCUGGGCAGGCUGCUCUCGGGGACCGGGGAGCCCCAGGAGGAGGAGUGGGAGGCCAUCGCCCGCCUGGCCACCGCCUGCAGCGGCAUCCUGGAGGCUCUGGAGCGGGGGGGGCAGCAGCUCCCGGAGCCCCCCAGCACUGAGGCCCAGCAGAGCCUGAGCCAGGGGAGCCCUGAGGAUGAGUCCCGCAGCCUCUCGGAAAAGGUGGCGCAGUUGGAGACAAUGCUGAAGCGGCUGCAGGAGGAUCUGCAGGAGGAGCAGGAGGCGCAGCAGCGGCUCCGGGCCGAGGUGCGGACGCUGCGUCGCAGCAACCGGCGGCUGCAGCAGGAGCAGGAGGACGCGGCGGCGCGGCUCAGCCGAGUGACGCGGCUGCUGCAGCCCCCGGAGCCCCCCCCCGGCCCGUAGGGACCUGCCAGGACCCCCCGGGACUCCCAACCCCCGGUGGGGACCUCCGGCACCCUGGGGCUGCAGGCAGCACCCUCCCAUCUGGGGCACGGCCAUGCUUGCACCCUCAUGCACACUCACCCUGUGCACGCUCACCCUGUGCACACUCACACCCUGUGCACGCUCACACCCUGUGCACGCUCACCCUGUGCACACUCACACCCUGUGCACACUCGCUUUGUGCAUGCUGACAAUGCACCCCCCCGUGCACAUUCACCCCCGUGCACAUUCACCCCCGUGCACAUUCACCCCCGUGCGCACUCACCCUGUGCACGCUCACACCUUGUGCACGCAACCCAUUCACACUCCCCCCCAUUCACACUCCCCCCAUUCACACUCCCCCCGUUCACACUCACCUCUGCCCCCCCCCCGGCCGCCCCCCACUAACUGUGAAACCAAAGCUGUGACAACCCCCGUGUCCCCCCUCCCCCCCCGUGUGACACUGGAGCCCCCUCAGGAGGGGCCGCGCUGGGGACAACCCCCCCAAUAAAGCCUUUGGACUCCUCA